Dendrobium catenatum is the source of this 1898-nucleotide messenger RNA. Its product is annotated as phytepsin. The record is from RefSeq and is a predicted model, not a curated record. The transcript is spliced from 14 exons. Bases 16 to 1692 code for a protein of 558 amino acids. Gene Ontology annotation, biological process: proteolysis; lipid metabolic process. Lineage: Eukaryota; Viridiplantae; Streptophyta; Magnoliopsida; Asparagales; Orchidaceae. Gene Ontology annotation, molecular function: aspartic-type endopeptidase activity.
UCAAACUGACACUCGAUGGACUUUCUAUAUAUUACCCCGGACCCGAUUGGCGAGUGGCAUCUUUCCGCAUUCGUAAUUUGGUGCGCUGUCGUCUUCUUCUUCUACACGGCGGUGAUUUCUUCCUCGGUGAGCAAAGUUUCUUCAGUUACUCUUUUCAUGGGGAAUGCGCGUGGGAUUGCUUCGGCGUUUCUUGUUGUGACGAUCGUUCUUCUUCCGCUGAUUCUCUCGGUUUCUGCGGAAGGAUUCGUGAGGGUCGCGCUGAAGAAGAGACCGCUGGAUGAGAUCAGCAGGACUGCUGCAAGGCUUGUUAAUGAUGAGGCGGAACCCCUUAAAGCAAGAGGGAUUGGCCUCAGCGGAGUUGGGGAUGGGUCAGAGGAGGAUAUUGUACGGUUAAAGAAUUACAUGAAUGCUCAGUACUAUGGGGAGAUCGGCAUCGGCUCGCCUCCGCAGAAGUUCACAGUGGUAUUUGAUACUGGAAGCUCGAACCUAUGGGUUCCAUCGGCAAAGUGCUACUUUUCGGUCGCUUGCCUUUUCCAUUCAAAGUAUAAGUCCGGCAAAUCAAGCACCUAUAAGAAGAAUGGGCAAUCUGCUGCGAUUCAAUAUGGAACUGGGGCGAUUGCUGGGUUCCUCAGUCAAGACCAUCUUACUGUUGGCGACCUUCUCGUGAAAGAUCAGGUUUUUAUUGAAGCCACUAGGGAGCCAGGUGUCACUUUCUUGGUGGCGAAAUUUGAUGGCAUACUUGGUCUAGGAUUUAAAGAAAUUUCAGUUGAUAAGGUGGUACCUGUAUGGUACAACAUGGUGGAUCAAGGUCUUAUUAAAGAUCCUGUUUUCUCUUUCUGGUUAAAUAGGAACUCUAAGGAUGGUGAGGGAGGUGAACUAGUGUUUGGAGGUUCUGACCCUAAACAUUACAAGGGUGAACACACUUAUGUCCCCGUGACUCUGAAGGGCUACUGGCAGUUUAAUAUAGGUGAUGUUCUUGUUGGUGGUAAAAAAACUGGUUUCUGUGCUGGCGGCUGUGCAGCUAUAGCUGAUUCUGGUACUUCUUUGAUUGCUGGACCAACUACAAUCAUUACAGAAAUUAACCAGAAAAUUGGAGCUGCUGGUGUUGUUAGCCAAGAAUGCAAAUCAGUAGUUGCUCAAUACGGGCAACAAAUUCUGGAUCUGUUGCUGGCCGAGGCACAACCAACGACGAUAUGCUCUCAGAUUGGUCUCUGUGCCUUUGAUGGGACUCACUCAGUAAGCAUUGGCAUUGAGAGCGUGGUGAAGGACAAUGGGGCUACAUCUUCCCUUGGUAGGAGUGAUGCCAUGUGCACUGCCUGUGAAAUGUCUGUUGUUUGGAUGCAAAAUCAGUUGAAGGAGAAUAAAACACAGGAGCUCAUACUGAACUAUGUCAACCAGCUGUGCGAGCGACUUCCUAGUCCGAUGGGUGAGUCCGCCGUCGAUUGCGGUGCCAUUUCUUCAAUGCCCGGCGUUUCCUUCACCAUUGCCGGCAAGACGUUCGACCUAACAGCUGAGCAGUAUAUUCUGAAAGUUGGCGAGGGAGCAGCCGCCCAAUGCAUAAGUGGAUUCACAGCUUUGGACGUGGCCCCUCCUCGUGGUCCUCUAUGGAUUCUGGGAGACGUAUUCAUGGGAGUCUAUCACACAGAGUUCGACUACGGAAACCUGAGGGUUGGGUUUGCGAAAGCUGCUUAAUGUAUAGACAGCUCUGCUAAUACUACAUAAGAACGUUUCAGGACAAAGGAAAACACUUGUUAUGCAAAGUUAGGAUUGUAAUGUGCUAUACUAAUUUUGUUUUAAGACAUACAAACUUCAUUUUCUUCUUAUGGGAAUGAAUGUUAAUGUGCUAUACUAAUCUGUGUUUCCUUUUUUUUAUUUUUUUGGUAUUUAGCUGUUAAAAA